GUCGGGGGAUACAACGAGCAUGGUCGAGUUGGUCGUGUGGCAGUCCGUGGUGAUCGCGCUCAUGCUGGCGGCGGGCUUCGGAGUGUCGGCAUUCCGUCUCUUUACGAUCCCCCGUGUGACGUAUCGCGUCCAAGUUCCCCUGCCUUCCAAGUCGAUCCCGUUGUUGGUGUUUCGUAUUGCCACGUUUUCGUUUUUCGUGGUGGUGCUGUUGCUGCGGCUGGCUGAGAGCAACUUGGACGACCUCUUUUACUACACGUACUGGAACUUUACGAUCCAAAUCAUAUACUUGGGGUGGGCCAUCGUGUACCAAGUGCAGAUUUGGUUUCAACCCUCGCCAACCCACGCGAACGGGGCCCUCAACGCUGCAUUCGAUGUGGUGCUCACGUCAUGCGCGGUGGUGUGUACUGUGUACUGGCUGGUUCUGUACAACCCAGCGCAUGUGACUCCCUGGACCACGUACGUCGUGCAUGGGGUGAACCUCGGACUCUUGUCGGUCGAGUUUGCCUUCAACGAACACCUUGUCCAGAGAUACAACCUCAAGUUCGUCGUCAUGUGGCCAGCCUUGUACGGGUCUGUGACGUGGAUCACCAUGGCCACUGGACUCAACGACUUGUGGCCCUACGCCCUUCUGGACGUCACACAACCCUUGGCCCCCCUCAAAUGGUUUGGGAUUGUCGCCGGCCAUGCCGUCUUUUUCGGCCUUGUGCUACUUCUAUCGUCCCUGAAGUUCCGAGUUGUGGGUGAAACUACUGCAGCUGUGGACUCCAAGACGGAUGAAAAUCUGAAGAUCCAAGUAGUGCCAACCUCCUUGGUGUAGGACUUCGCAGUGCAAAUCAGCUAACGUUUUGAUAGCUAAAUGAGUAAUAUUAUUCGUU
This is a messenger RNA of Aphanomyces astaci, 875 nucleotides long. RefSeq lists its product as hypothetical. The transcript has a single exon. Lineage: Eukaryota; Oomycota; Saprolegniomycetes; Saprolegniales; Verrucalvaceae. Gene Ontology annotation, cellular component: membrane. The record is from RefSeq and is a predicted model, not a curated record. The coding region runs from base 20 to 817 and encodes 265 amino acids.